AUGAGGCGGCUGCCAGCCAUGGCCCUGAUCCUGCUGCCUCUGUGGUUUGGGACUCAGGGGGCCGAGGCGUCAAGCGUCUGCGGGCGUCCGAGGAUGCUGAACCGGAUGGUGGGUGGCCAGGACGCCCUGGAGGGCGAGUGGCCCUGGCAGGUCAGCAUCCAGCGCAACGGAAGCCACUUCUGCGGGGGCAGCCUCAUCACAGAGCGCUGGGUCCUCACCGCGGCGCACUGCUUUUCCAAGAGCUGGAAGCACCCCAGACCUUUCUCCAAUUAUAUCUCCUCGUGCAUGCCUGGACCCUCGGUCAUCUUUUGAGUAUGGGAAAGUGAACUAAGUUGGGUCACCGGGUUAGUGCCCCAGCAGGAAGACCGCCUGCCCAACCCGCGGGUCCUGCAGAAACUCACAGCCAUCAUCAGACACACCACGUGCAGCAAAGAUGCCGAGUCGGGCUUCCAGCCCAAAACCAUCAAGAACGACAUGUUGUGUGCUGGCUUUGCCGAGGGCAAGAAGGACGCCUGCAAGGGCGACUCGGGCGGCCCGCUCGUGUGCCUGGUGGCCCAGUCAUGGCUGCAGGCUGGGGUGAUCAGUUGGGGCGAGGGCUGCGCCCGCCGGAACCGCCCAGGGGUCUACAUCCGGGUCACCUCCCACUACGACUGGAUCCAUCGGAUCAUUCCAGAAUUACAGUUCCAACAGGCUAGGUCGGGUGGCCAGAAGCGGGGGCCCCGGGACCAGCAGCCCCUCGCUCUGAACUCUGUGCCCUGCCUGGCGGCCCAUGUGGCCCUCUUGGCCCUUGUGGCCCUGCUCACCCUCCUCUGA
Molecule: messenger RNA, 813 nt
Organism: Puma concolor (puma)
Lineage: Eukaryota; Metazoa; Chordata; Mammalia; Carnivora; Felidae
Source: RefSeq, a predicted model, not a curated record